Triticum urartu is the source of this 1719-nucleotide messenger RNA. RefSeq names its product Exostosin family protein. The record is from RefSeq and is a predicted model, not a curated record. Gene Ontology annotation, molecular function: glycosyltransferase activity. NCBI's taxonomy places the organism in Eukaryota, Viridiplantae, Streptophyta, Magnoliopsida, Poales, Poaceae.
AACAGAAAACACCCUCGAGUCGCCUUUCCUUUUCAAUCCGCACCCCGCAUCACUCCCUCGCUCCACUCCUCUCCUCACCUCCGGCGAUGGCCGGCCGCCUCGCCGGCGCCGGCGCUUCCUCGCCCCUCCCCCGCGCGCUCCUCCUCCUCGCCGCGGUAGCCCUCUUCUCCAUAUCCUUCCUCUCCCUCCGCUCGCUCCGCCCCGCCGCGGCCCCCUCCCUCCCCCUAGAUGAACCCCGCCGUCUCCGUUUCUCCUCCCCUCUGCCGGCGUCGCGCCCCUCGGUCUACCACUCGCCCGAGGCGUUCGCGGCGGGGUACGCGGAGAUGGAGCGGAGCUUCAAGGUCUACAUCUACCCGGACGGCGACCCCAAGACCUUCUACCAGACGCCCCGGAAGCUCACGGGCAAGUACGCCAGCGAGGGAUACUUCUUCCAGAACAUCCGGGAGAGCCGCUUUCGUACCGAAGACCCCGACAAGGCCGACCUCUUCUUCGUCCCCAUCUCGCCCCACAAGAUGCGCGGCAAGGGUACUUCAUAUGAAAAUAUGACAAUGAUAGUUAAGGAUUAUGUUGAAGGCUUGAUAAGCAAGUACCCUUACUGGAACCGCACACUAGGAGCGGACCACUUCUUUGUCGCAUGCCAUGAUGUAGGCGUGAGGGCGUUCGAAGGACUUCCGUUCAUGGUGAAGAACUCUAUUAGAGCUGUCUGCUCGCCAAGCUAUAAUGUUGACUUUAUCCCUCAUAAGGAUGUUGCUCUGCCUCAAGUAUUACAGCCAUUUGCUCUACCUGAAGGAGGGAAUGACAUUGAAAACAGGACAAAUCUUGGAUUUUGGGCUGGUCAUCGCAACUCGAAAAUACGAGUUAUUUUGGCACGAGUCUGGGAGAAUGAUACAGAACUUGCUAUUAGCAAUAAUCGGAUUAAUAGAGCUAUUGGCGAGCUAGUUUAUCAGAAGCAGUUCUACCGUACUAAGUUCUGUAUCUGCCCUGGUGGCUCUCAAGUUAAUAGUGCUCGUAUAUCUGAUUCAAUACAUUAUGGCUGUGUCCCUGUUAUUUUGUCGGACUACUAUGAUUUGCCUUUCAAUGAUGUUCUUGACUGGAGAAAGUUCGCGGUUGUACUUAAGGAGCGCGACGUAUAUGAACUAAAGAGUAUCCUGAAAUCUAUAUCACAGCAAGAAUUUGUUGCAUUGCACAAAUCUUUAGUUCAGGUUCAGAAACACUUUGUAUGGCACUCACCUCCUGUUCCUUAUGAUGCAUUCCACAUGGUUAUGUAUGAGCUGUGGCUGCGGCAUCAUGUGAUCAAGUACUAACUCAAGGCUUCACGCUCAAUAUUUGCAACAUAAUGGCGUGAUCCAUCAGAAUGAUGUUAUAGGUCUACCUGCUUGUGAUAUACCAAGUGCGGCCCCUGUUCUUCGCUCUUGUAGUUAGUAGCUGGAUGGGUCAUUGGUGCAGCGGAAAACAUCUACAUAGAAAUGUUGGCAAUCGACGAUAUCGCUCAAAUGGUGUUGUAGUUAUUAGAUUCAUUAGCCAUUCUUCGAUUAGCUGGUUCCCCUCAUAUUCGAGUCCUUUCUGUGGCAUUGCUUUUGUAGUUUGCUUUGCUAUAUACUGAUCUGCCUGAGUAAUCGCUUAUGCUUAUACAAAUUUUGCACCUACUCUUGUAAAGUAAUGUACGCUGUUACUGAUGAGAUAGUAAGCAUCCAAAGAUAUAUUAGAUUGACAUAAUCA